UCGAGCUGGCGAAGGCGGCCAAACGCGAACAUCGAGCGGCAAUAGUCGGCGCGGCCAUCCAGCAAACUAGUUUAAAGCACCAUAAAAAGCCCCCAAAAAGCCAACAACGUCGACGGAGAGCAGACGCGACUGGCGCCGGGGCCCCAACAAUAAAGUUUGCGGCGAGUGUGUAACUAUUUUCAGUGCAAACAAAAAACAAAUAGUUCAUAAAACGACGGAUAAUCUCUAUACAGAGUGCAACUGCAGUGCGGAGCAUGCCCUGAAUUGUGAGUUUUUAUUCGCCCACAAAAUGCCGUAAAAUUUGGAGUGGUCCCGAAACGACAGAAUCGUUAGACCCUAAAAACGGGAAAACAACAGGCACAAGGAAGCUAUAAAAAGGAUUCCCAAAAUGAAUCGAUUUACAUGGAGCUGGUUACUGGUGGCCCUGAUCUCCCUGGCCAGGAGCUCUCCUGUUCCCAGUCGUCAGUACAGCUGCAUGAGCUUCAUGGAGAAUGAUAACUCCCUGCACGACGAUGACUCCGAGCAAGAUACCAGCGGGGAGCUGCUGGAGCAGCAGAUCGAGCCCAGUGCCAUUCCCAACGAGCCGCACAGGCGUAGCUGCUCCGAGGGGUACACCUUUUGCUUUACACUCUGGAAUCAGACUCUGAAUGGAACAAGAGUAGUCAAGCAGGGCUGCUGGAAGGACAACACCGAUCGAAACUCCAUUUGCAGCCAGUCGGAGUGCACCAGCUCGGCACCCACUUCGAGGACCAACUCCCUGUAUUAUUGCUGCUGUUCGGGAGAUGUGUGCAAUGACCAGUUUGCUGUGGUGGAGCCUGCACCCCUGGAGCUGGGCUCUAAUGAUGUCCGCUCACCGCUCAGCAAUCUGGCGACGAGCAAGCAGCAGCAGUCCUUUCUGGCCAGCACAAUGCUGGGCGUUGCCGGAGGACUCACUGCCAUCUUGAUUGGCAUCAUUCUGGCCAUACAGUAUUGUCGGGGGCCCAAGGAGAAGCCAGAACCCGAGGAAUCCCCGCUGGCACCGUCGGGACCAGGCUACAGCUCCAAUCUGCGGAACGUGGACAACAUGAAUCUGAUUGGCAUGCUGGGCAGCGGGAAGUAUGGAACGGUAAUGAAGGGUCUGCUGCACGACCAGGAGGUGGCUGUGAAGAUCUACCCAGAGGAGCAUCAUCAGUACUAUGUGAACGAGAGGAACAUCUAUGCCCUGCCGCUGAUGGAUUGUCCAGCUUUGCUGAGUUACUUUGGCUACGAUGAGCGCUGCACCAUGGAUGGACGCAUGGAGUACCAGCUGGUGCUGUCGCUGGCGCCACUGGGUUGCCUUCAGGACUGGCUGAUAGCCAACACCCUGGACUUUUCGCAAUGCUGCGGCAUGCUGCGCUCCAUCACGCGUGGCAUCUCUCACCUGCACACGGAACUGCGGCUGGGGGAUCAGCACAAGCCCUGCGUAGCCCAUCGGGACAUCAACACGAGGAACGUACUCGUCCAGGCCGAUCUCUCGUGUUGCAUUGCGGACUUUGGCUUCGCGCUGAAAGUUUUUGGCUCCAAGUAUGAGUACAAGGGCGAGGUGGCCAUGGCAGAGACGAAGAGCAUCAAUGAGGUGGGAACGCUGCGCUACAUGGCCCCAGAGCUGCUGGAGGGAGCCGUCAAUCUGCGCGACUGCGAGACGUCCCUCAAGCAAAUGGAUGUCUAUGCCCUCGGACUCGUUUUAUGGGAGGUGUCCACUCGCUGCGCAGACUUUUAUGCCGCUGGACAGAUGACGCCGCCCUACAAGGCACCAUACGAACAGGAGGUGGGCUCCCAUCCCAGCUUUGACCAGAUGCAGGCGCUGGUGGUGCGUCACAAGGCUCGGCCGCUCUUUCCCGCCGGCUGGGGUGGCGGUGCAGCAGCCAAGGUGGUGCGGGACACCUGUGAGGAUUGCUGGGACCACGAUGCGGAUGCCAGGCUGACGUCCCUGUGCGCUGAAGAGCGGAUGCAGGAGAUGUCAGGGCUGAAGCCACGUCUGCAGGUGCAGCCUGCCAGUCCGCUGCUGAACACCAACAACCUGGCAUCGCCCACAUCCCUGGAGCAGAUGAAUCUGACCACGACAACAACGACAACGGCGGCUGCAGUGCACCAUCAGAUGAGUUCGGACACAGCCGGACUACUGCAGCCGCCGCCCAACCAGCAGCUGCCAACGGAGAAGAAUCAUUUGAGCUACACGCAGCAGCAGCUGCAGCCGUACCAGGGUAGGAAUCCUUGCCAGGAGAGGAACCUGGCGCCACUGCCACUGCGACCACCGCCGGUGCUCGUUGAACGAAGCAAGAAGCACAGCUUCCAGACACAGCCACAGGAGAACAGUCUGUCCUGCCUGGAGCACGAUGUUGGUGUCGAGGAGCUGCUGCCACCAAACGGCGGAGGAGUCGCACCCGCCCAUCACCUUCACAAUCACCAGAAGAACACCAACACGAACUCCAGCCUGGGGCAGGGAUUCCCCAAGCAGCAGAACACGGACCACAAGCUACGCGGCUGGCACGGAGUCCGCGCGCUCAUCCACAAGAAGCUCUUCCGCAAGGAGCACGCAGAGGAGUUGUGCCGCCAAUUGCAGCUGGGAGAGGAGAAGUCAAACCUGGUGGCGGCACUCAAAGCUGGGAGCGGCAUGCGUCGACCCAACAAUCUCGAUCUGAGCCCCCGCCAGCCGCUGGACAACAAGCCGCUGCCCGUGCAGCUGCGAAGUGCAGAGCAGCGGAGUGGCACUCCCGCCCAUAUAGUGCCCCGAUCUCUGUCCAGCAGCCUCAUCAAGCACAUCAACAGCAACAGUGGCAGCAGCAACAUCACCACAGCCACCACGAACAACAACUGCAUCCUGAGCCAUGGCAACGAACUGCAGACGCUGACGCGACCCUCCUCCAAGCGUCGUCCGGGACAUCUGCGCACAAACUCCCUGCUGGUGACGAGCCAGAGCCAUGGCCAGGGCCAGGGUCUGCCCACGGAGCAACAGAUGCGCCGUCAGCAUAGUCUGGAAGUGUUCCGUGAGGUCUUCAGCGGUCGUGGGAGCAGCGAGCGACUCAGGGAUCCCGCGGAGCGUGUGAAGACCCCGGGGGAUGUGCCACCAUCGGUGCGCAAGGCCAGGGCCAGCAAGACUCUGAGUCUGUACGAUGAUCGGAUGAUGGACUCGUCGCUGCUGAACAUACUCUAGCAUGAGGAGGUUCUGCUGCUGGAACUGUAAGGAGCUCCAGCAGCAGAACACGGACGAAACGGAGGGCAGAAUCAUAUCUCAUCCUCUCAUCGAACACACACACACAUAUUCAACGAUAGCCAUAGUCGCAGGAGACUCGACUCAAACCGCUUCCUGGGAAAGAUGUCUUCUGAACAAAACAGAUGAAACAUUUAUUUUUUCACCAUAGUUAGUGGAGCAGCUCCACCCGAGGACCUGUAUUGUAUAUCUAGAUGUAUUUUUUCACCAAUCAUCCUAGCGAGUAGUGCGGCAAACAACCAAAGUCCUUAUAGGUUAGAUCUGAUUAGAAAUGGUAACACGGAUAGGAGUGCAUCACAGUAUAUAAAGGAUGGAGGCUCUAAAUGCGCUCUCCUCCCUCAAUGAUAUAUAUUUUUGACUUGAAAGUACGUGAAACAGGUAGUAGUUUGUAUAGAGGUUUUCACUGCGAGACUGUACUUGCUGGAGAGACAGAAUUGGGGGCUUAGUCGGACGGACCACUUUUAUAGAGCCAUAUACACUUAACAAUCCCAAAUGGAAUACAUCUAUAAUUAUAUGUAAAACAUUGUAACUGAAUAUUUAGUCAUCACACUAUACUAUACGCGUGUGUAUGCUGGGUUCUACACCAGGGUUGUCACACCACCUCCAUGCAAAUUCCUAUAACAAAUUAGAACAAACAAAUACUCGAAGAAAUUUAUAUAAUCAAACCAAAACAACCCAAACACUGAGAGGCAGAGAGACAACCCUUGGGUAAACCCACACAGCAAAUUAAAGAUUUUGUCGAGUAUUAUGCGUUAUGCGGCAUCGCCCCUCUGUUGGAACUAUUCUCUUUACAUUUUUUUUGGCAAACACUAGCCUACCAUUUGGAUGUAUUUUUCAUGGAAUGAAUUUCCUUAGUAAUUAGACCAAAACACCCGCAGCCUUUCAAUCACAUAGAAUGCAAGAUCUAGUUAUAUGAUUUACACUAAUUCUAAU
Molecule: messenger RNA, 4162 nt
Organism: Drosophila subobscura
Lineage: Eukaryota; Metazoa; Arthropoda; Insecta; Diptera; Drosophilidae
Gene: wit
Product: bone morphogenetic protein receptor type-2
Exons: 5
Coding region: 389-3172 (927 amino acids)
Biological process (GO): cellular response to growth factor stimulus; BMP signaling pathway; protein phosphorylation
Cellular component (GO): plasma membrane; signaling receptor complex
Molecular function (GO): transforming growth factor beta receptor activity; ATP binding
Source: RefSeq, a predicted model, not a curated record